UUUUUUUUUUAUUCUUUUGGUGCGCGGCGGCGGCGGCGACGACGGCGGCGACAAGGGGCAUUCGGGCAUCCAACACAGGCAGCAUGACUUACCAGGAGGGGUUGUUUGAGCUGCUUCAGCUUCUCAAGCUGGACGAUAUUCAUCUCUGGCAUGUUGUCAUUGAGGCCCUGCUCGUUCUUUCUCUCGUCUGGCUGGCGUUUGCCAAGCGUUACCGCCAACACACUCCGAAAGACGAGCCCCUGUCCAAGAAGGAGGAGGACGAGCUCAUUGCGGAAUUUGAGCCCGAGCCCCUGGCCAAGCCCUCGACUCAGCUCGUCAAGACCACCAUGACUCCCGUCCUCGACUCCGCGGCCGGUCGCCAAGUCCUCGUCAACGGUCAAGAGUGCAUCAACUUUGCCACCUUCAACUUUCUCGGCUUUGUCGGCGACAAGGCCGUCGAGGAUGCCGCGGUGAAAAGCAUCCAAAAGUACGGCGUGGGCUCAUGCGGCCCCCGUGGCUUCUAUGGUACCAUUGACUGCCAUCUCCAGCUCGAGGAAGAACUCGCCAAGUUUUGCAAGGUCGAGGAAGCCAUCCUGUACUCGUACGGCUUUGCCACCAUUGCCAGCGCCAUUCCCGCCUACUCAAAGCGUGGCGACAUUAUCUUUGUUGAUGAGAACGUCAACUUUGCCAUCCAAAAGGGUCUCGUUGCAUCGCGCAGCCGCAUCAUCAAGUAUGCCCACAACGACAUGGCCGACCUGGAAAAGAAGCUCGAGACCCAGAAGAAGGAGGAUGCCAAGGACCCCGUCAAGGCCAAGGCCACUCGCCGGUUCCUUGUUACCGAGGGCGUCUUUGCCAACUCGGGUGAUAUCUGUCCGCUUCCCAAGCUCGUCGAGUUCAAGUACAAGUACUUGGUUCGCCUUAUCAUCGACGAGUCCUUCUCGUUUGGCGUCCUGGGCGAGUCGGGUCGCGGCAUUACCGAACAUUUUGAUGUUGACCCCGAGGAAGUGGAUAUCAUGUCCGUGUCCAUGGGCACGGCGCUUGCGUCUGUGGGUGGCUUUUGUGCUGGCCGUGCUUUUGUCAUUGAUCAUCAACGCCUCUCUGGUCAGGGCUACUGCUACAGCGCUUCGCUUCCACCGCUUUUGGCCAAUGCCGCCCUCAAUACACUGGAGCGUAUUGGCAACACCGAGGGCCGCCAGCGCCGCCAGCGCCUUCGCGCCAACGUGCAUGGCUUCCUGCGCGCCAUGAAGACGAACAAAAACUUUGUUUGUGAAGGCUCCGAGCAGGCACCCAUUGUCCAUGUGAGCCUGCGCAAUUCCACGGCCUCCAUUGCCGACCAGGAGCAGACGCUGCAAACUCUUGUCGAGUCUGGCUUCAAGCAUGGUCUGGCUCUCACUCGGGCCAACUACCUCCGAGAUGAUGAAAUGACGCAACAUCGUGCAUCUAUCCGCGUGGCUCUCUCCUCGGAGCACACGGAGGAGGACAUUGACACCUUGGUCAUGUUCUUUGAGCAAGCCCAGCUGUAAAAUAGAGUCUUCCAAACCGGCGCGCUUUCGCAUGUCCUUUUGGUCCGAACGGCCUCUGCGCCUUUCCCCCUGCUCAGGGCGCGCUUUCCCUUUUUGCCUUGAUCAAUCGAGUCUUGUCAUGUGAAA
Messenger RNA from Monosiga brevicollis MX1, 1628 nucleotides. RefSeq lists its product as uncharacterized. Gene Ontology annotation, biological process: ceramide biosynthetic process; sphingosine biosynthetic process. Bases 84 to 1502 code for a protein of 472 amino acids. The record is from RefSeq and is a predicted model, not a curated record. NCBI's taxonomy places the organism in Eukaryota, Choanoflagellata, Craspedida, Salpingoecidae. Gene Ontology annotation, molecular function: serine C-palmitoyltransferase activity; pyridoxal phosphate binding. Gene Ontology annotation, cellular component: endoplasmic reticulum. The transcript has 10 exons.